AUGGUGGAAGUCUUGAGCUUCAGUGCCCUUCCUGCGCGUCCGCCUACUCCUCCGCGAUCAUCCUCACUCAAAUCGGCUGUGUUGAAGUCCGAUAUUCAGCAGCUGCCCAGCCAUCAAGCUCCCCUGUCCACCCCGAGCGACGGCUUUUCUUCACCUCCGAAUUUGUCACCGUUUCCUCAAUCCAGUGGCCUGUCCAAAAGAGUCAAUUUCUCCCCUCUGACAAGCUAUAUCAAACCGCCAUCCUUCCCAACCUCGAAUGCCCACAAGUCUAGAACACCUCUCCGGGCUCUGCCACCUUCGAAUCAAUGCAAGCCAUCCAAAUCGAUACUCAAGUCUUCUUGCUCGUCGCCCGCCUCAACCCCCCCUGCUGAACAGUCCUUUAACUCAUCGGACCACCUUCCUGCCAUGUUAGAGUCCAUCUGCAAGCAGCUUGCGGGCGGCUCCCGCACCUCUAGGGCUGACGCUUACCAGCAUCUGCUAGGUACUUUGGCCGCGUACAGCAAUAUCCCAGAUGAGGGAGCCCUAGCGGAUCAGGUUGAAACCUUUUCGCAGUACAUCCGAAGGGAUAUUUGCGAAGUGUCCGGGAUUUAUCAACCACUCGAUAUCAAACUCGUACGCCAAGCAUUGAAGUUGUUGGCCAUGUUUAUCUAUGAACCGAAGUUCUCCUCCCGACUCCCCGACGAUCUCGAAGUUUUCGUGAUCGAUCACGCAAUCGCCUCUCUUCAAAACCCGAAUGUACCGAAAACGGUUGCAAUUGAGUAUAUGCGUGUAUUAUCCAUGCAAAAAUGUUCGCCAAAAGUUAUGACAAGCAAUCGAGUGACGCUCUUGUUAUCUGUACUCAAGGACAUAACGAAUCGUGUUGAAGGCAAGGCGGUACUUGCCCAUCGUCUAGCAAUUUACAGAGAACUCCUACUCCUACCGCAGUCAACAAUGGCGUCUCACGCUGACUUGUGGAUGGAUCAUCUUAUAACGGCACUCCUUCAUAACUUAAAAGAUAUACGAACAAGAGCGAUCAAAGUUGGUAAGUUGGCUGCAAUGGCAAUGGGUCCAAAUACCACUGUCUCCGUCGCAUUACGGGAAGUACUUGACGUUACUCUGGAAAAUGGCUCGCCUUUUGUUGCAGAGCUUUGCGACAGAUUAUCUGCUAUGAUAUCAAGUCCCGACAGUGGUUCACAAGUGCCACAAAUUUGGAGUGUUAUAAUUCUCUUGCUUCGAACAAAGCGAUGGUCCAUUGACAACUGGCCCCAUUUAAAGGACUGGCUUUUAGUUAUUCAAAGGUGUUUUAAUUGCAGUGACAUAAUGACGAAAUCCCAAGCUCUCAUGGCUUGGGAUUUGUUUGUUUAUGCUUUGUCGCCGAAUGAGUCCACCAGCACAGAUAUUACAAAAAUAUUAUUCCGACCAAUCCUUUCGCAACUUGAAAGGAAAAAAUCUGACAAACAGGGUAUUCUAGUCAACCAGGCUUUCACGAGUUACCAUAGACUCCUCUAUUAUGCUUUUCGGCCCUCGGCCUCUCAUAGUCGUUUGGCCUUCUUCUGGACAAUUUACAUUGGGAAUCCGUUUUCAGGAAACCUGAACUCCGACCCAACUAAUAAUGAACGGUUAUGUCGGAUAUUGUCUUAUCUACUCUGGAAUCAGCAACCAAAGAUUUGGGAAGAAGAUAAAAUCGGGAUUAUCAAGGGGACAACUCUUGAGCCCGAGGAUCUCCCAAGACUGGACUGUAGAUGGAUUCGAUCUCGGCUCCCAAUUAUUCUUCCAGUCUUCAAAUCGCUCUUCAAGUCUUCAGCUUGGAAUGACGAUGAUAUAGCUAAGUCAGGUAUCGGACUCUCAUGGACAAAUCUUUCAAAGGCCUUGAGCGAUGCUGGCAGUAAUGAGAUCACGCCCUCAUCGGAAUCGAUGCAAGCAAUAGCCAGUAUUCUUGGGACUUUGCAACGCGUCUGGAGGACAGCACCUCUAUCUUUAAAUGCGAACGGGGAUACUCGAAAUGAUACAUUCUAUAAACGUUUCCAAUUCCUUUUGACAACCGUGGUCUCGUCUACUGGGCCAGCCAUAUUUACCGACAAGUUAUUUGCACAAAUAUCUCAAGACAGGUUUCAAACUGCUACCACUCCUGCACACAAUCGACAAUCGGUAGAUAACAAUGUCAAAUCUCCUCUACUUCACUUACUUCACUUGAUUACGUUUUCGCCAUUACCAUCAUCGACAAUCAGCUCCGCUUAUUUUCAACUGCUACAUGUCAUAAUCGAGAUGGGUGUUCAAGGGAAAACAUCGAGAUAUGCUAAGCUUGAAGUACUUCGUCAAUUCGCAGAUCUAUUGUUAGAGCAAUCAGGAAAUGUUUCUGAUGUCAAUUUGGAAUGUUUGUCCAACUGCCACCAUGUAUGGCAAUCUAUAGCAAAGCUAGCUAAGGGAUACCUCCUAGCUUUUCCCAUGAGGACUGAAAUCAUGAAACGUGACGGUUCGGCGCCAAAUGAUUACGAAAACGUAAUUACUAUUCUUGUUGCGGGAUCCCGUUUUGAGUCAUCAUUUUCGGAGUGGUCCUUACUCCUUGAUUCGUUCAGCUCUGUUGUUCGGGCCGAAAAGGGUGAAGCUGCUUUGACUGGUAUACUUGAGACACUGUCAGAGACCAUCAGUUCCCAACCUCUAGCGGCUGUUGCUGGUAAUUGUGCAGCUCUCCUAGACUUACUCAAAUUCACUUCCGUCCAAGAGCAGCCUCCAUCCCCGACGCAUCCCUCAAUUAACAAAUCGCCAUUUGCGUAUCGCCAAAUUCAACACCAUUCUGGCAACAAGUUAAUUGAACUGACUAGCAAGGUGCUGAAAGAGAUUUAUGUAGAGUUAGCCGGUACUGAUCAUAGUCGCAUCGUUAGAUUUUUAGCUUCUACGACUAAACUUAUUGAUCGAUGUCCAUCGUCGUUCGGCCCAAUAUUGCUUAGCGAGUUACAGGAUUCUUUAGGUCUAUGGAUAACUGACCGUGAUGGUGUGCUUACUAGUCGACCAGAUGUGGGCAAUAACAUCAGUGCUUCAGCACGAGAACUGAUACUCUCGACCACUAAACUUCUCCAAAAAUCUGCUGAGUUGAAAGACACACUAUUACAGAAGCUAUCAACGCUUGUCACAUCUGGAUUGGAAUCACGACAUAAAUUUACUGCGAACCAAUUUAUCAAGCUAUGGAAUAAUUCCUUUGGUUCAAGAACAACGUUAGAGUAUCCUGAAAAUGUUGAAAAAGCUCUGAGAAGGUUGAAACCAUUUGUGCAUCUCUCGCUGCCAAACUUUCCUCAAGAGGAAAACUCUACGAUUGAUCUUUCCUCUCCUGACUUCCUGAGCUCUCAAGAAGACAUGGUCGAAUCCGAAACUCCAAUUAAGCUCCUCGACAGCACAAGCAAGAUUUACAAAGCCUUUUCUCCUUCUCCUGCACAAAGCACAACACCUUCCAGCACAAAUAAAGCUUGCCGUCGCAAAAGGAGCACUCCAUCGACGUCCAAGCUGUCAACACCCAAGCCACGACUUCGCCAUGAUGAUUCACAGAUUCGAUUUGUCCCUGUCGACUCCUCCCCUGCACCUAAUGCCGUUGGUGAUGCUCAGGUGCUGACUGACCACCAAAGAGAAGUCAGAGAUAGGCAGCGAGGGGAGACUGCGAGGCAGUAUCCAGGUCUUCGUUCCUCUGACUCGCAGCUUGAUCGGGAUACAAGCUAUCCACCGCUCCCGGCGAAGCUUGGAGGCUUUAAGAACGAGGAAAAUGCUCUGCCAAGCCCUGUGCUUCACCUUCCAAUCGAGGGCAAUGAGGAGAACUUCCCUGAUCGUUCGCCGACUUCAACUCCCGAAACCUCAGUUGUGCAACUUGAUCAAAUGGUCAAAUCGCACUUAAUAUCUGUUUUAGAUAUCGCUGGUCGACAGUCUGAGGACCCUCCUUCAUCCCCUCCUCAAAUAUCGCACCACGAAAAUCGGAGCAUAGAAGCGUCCGAAACCAAAAGAAUUUGCGACGUUAAAAAUCAGGAAAUCGUUAUGAGUGACGACCUGUCUUCCCCUCCAAGGAGUUCACCGACACCAAUUAGUGGUGACCCUAGUCAUCGACGUAGCAUGUUCAGCUCUCGGAAAACAGCAGAAUGGAAAGCGACAAGGACCAACAAGGUUAUUAACCCAGAACCUAAGGAUAUCACUUCACAGGGGGAUUAUCCAUCAAUCUUCCCAACCCAAGAUGCUGAUCUAGUUCCGUCAGAGGAAAGUGAGAAUAAGGGACACUCCAACAGCUCGAAUCCGAAUUGUCCUGUCUCAAAUAUUGAAGUCGAUAGGAUUGAUAUUAUUCCAGACUCAUUCAGCAAUGAUCUUGAAAGACAGAUAGCGUCUCAACUCGAACAAGACCUGGAGUUGUCAAUGGAUAUGGAAGUGUCAAGCAAAGGGACGCCAGAACCGAACGCUUCAAUUGUGACGCGAUCGAUGAAGCGUAAAAGGGAUGACAAGUCUUCACAAGAGCGUGAUCGCAUCAAACGAGUCUCUCCAAAUAGACGAAGUAAAGUUGUGGUUGAUGAGUCAGUCGCUUCGGAAAAAAUACCUUCUCAUCAGGAAAAUAUCACUUGCGGAAAUGAGGUUGUGCCGUCGAAGCGACCGAGUCGAUCAUCACGGAAAAAGACGAAUUCAAUUCUCGAUUCUGCGAAAAUUAUCAAUCCCUCGCAAGAAAUCGGGAAACCGGCCCAUUGUCCAAACCAUCGUAAGUCCAAGAAACGAAGGUCUCUGCGCCUGAGCGGCCAGCCAGCAUUACCAGCACCCUCGGUUGAGCAACGUGACGAGCAAAUGGCCCACCAAAUGUCACCUGAUUCGGAAAUGGCAAAAAACACGGCAGCAGAUGUAGAAAUGAGCAAUCAAACCGACCAUCCAUAUUCCAAAGAAGGGGAUCUUGCAGGUUCAACGGAACAGGAAACUCGAUCUGGCAAGCCUGAAACUUCCGGAGCUGGCAUACUUGCUUCUCUACGUUCAGUUCUAGGAUCGAUCAGGACGGUAACAUUUGGGAGACGCGUGCUUCGCGAGAUUGAAGAUGUGAUGUUUGAUAUCAAAGUGGAAGCGCAUGAUGCUGAAAGGCGACAUAAUGGAAAUGCUUAA
Messenger RNA from Histoplasma capsulatum G186AR, 5088 nucleotides. RefSeq lists its product as uncharacterized. The transcript has 3 exons. Gene Ontology annotation, biological process: telomere maintenance. Gene Ontology annotation, cellular component: nucleus. The coding region runs from base 1 to 5088 and encodes 1695 amino acids. NCBI's taxonomy places the organism in Eukaryota, Fungi, Ascomycota, Eurotiomycetes, Onygenales, Ajellomycetaceae. The record is from RefSeq and is a predicted model, not a curated record.